Molecule: messenger RNA, 2055 nt
Organism: Mesorhabditis belari
Lineage: Eukaryota; Metazoa; Nematoda; Chromadorea; Rhabditida; Rhabditidae
Source: the annotation of a GenBank genome assembly
AUGGGACUACUCGACAAUAUUCGACAUUAUCCCACAUCUGUUUUCUACAUUCUGGGAAAUGAGCUAUGCGAGCGUUUCUCGUUUUACGGGAUGAAAGCGCUGCUCGUCACGUAUUUGGUCAUCGAACACGCUUUCCCUGAACACCAAGCCACUGGUUUCUAUCAUUUCUUCACAUGUAUCGCCUAUUUAACGCCACUUAUUGGCUCAACACUUGCUGAUUCGUAUUUCGGAAGAUUCAAUGUCAUCUUUUACGUGUCAAUUGUUUACGUGCUUGGCCAUGUGUUGCUCUCGUUCGGUGCGAUUCCUUUACUAUCACAAGGUAUCCGUCUCUUUUUCGACAUGGGCGGUUUGUUGGUGAUUGCUUUGGCGACAGGAGGGAUUAAACCUUGUGUGAGCGCUUUUGCCGCUGAUCAGUUCGAAGAGCAUCAACGCGAUCUGCGGGCACAAUUUUUUUCCUUUUUUUAUUUCGCGAUUAACGCUGGAUCGUUGAUGGCCUUUUUGGUGACGCCUCGAUUGAGAUACGAUGUAAAAUGCUUUGGACAAGAUCAAUGCUUUCCGCUAGCAUUCGGUGUUCCUGGUGUCCUAAUGCUUCUUGCAUUAAUCCUUUUCGUAAUGGGCUGGAAAAAGUACAAAAGAUGUCCGCCAAGUCAUGAGAAUAUGGCCGGAAUGGUGGCUCGUUGCAUCGGAACAGCAGCGAUUCGAAAAAAUGCAAGGAAAAGCGAGAAACGUGUGCACGAGCAUUGGCUUGAUUAUGCGAGCCCGGAUUUCACGAAAUCUGAAAUUGCUUCAGUGAAGAGCUUUGUCGCCGUUGCGCUAAUCUUUGGACCAUUGGUUCUCUUCUGGGCACUCUUCGAUCAAAUGGGAUCCACAUGGGUGCUUCAAGCUCGUCGUUUAGAUGGACAAGUCGGCUUGAUCACGAUUCUUCCUGAACAGAUUUCUCUUCUCAAUCCGCUCAUCGUUCUCAUCGCUGUUCCCCUUUUUGAAGGUGUCAUCUAUCCAGCUGUUAGAAAGGUCGUCAAAGUGACUCCAUUGAGGAAAAUGGCUGUUGGUGGUUUAUUGACUGCUGUGUCGUUUGUUGUCGCUGGUUUAUUGCAGUUUAAAGUAAACGAAUCAAUGGAGCUAUUGCCUGCACCUGAUCACAUCUGGGUUCGUCCAAUCGAUCCACAAAUCACCAUUCAUUUUACUGAUCUCAACAAUCUAACACAAAACGGUGAUCGAUUCGAGUUACCGCGUGGGCUUCACCAGCUACAAAUUGAUGGAAAAGAUUAUACAUUGAAUGGAACGAUGAAGGGUGAUGCGGUAGCGAUUGGGAUGAUCGAUGGAGUGAAUGGACCAACUCUGCAAGCGUUAAACUAUUCAAUCGAGAAAUGCAAUGGCUAUUCUCGUCUCUAUUUGAUGUUGUUGAAUAGCUCGUAUGAUGGAGCGAAUUUCUUUGUCAUCAAUUAUAAUGAUGAAGUGUCGCAAACGGUGAAAAUCGUCUCUGGUUUACACGUCGAUUUAAAACCGAAACUGAUCAGCCGACCCGAAUACACAUUAGCUUAUGGAAAGAAUUGCACUGGGUUGGAUUGCCCGUUCAAAACGCUUUUCUACGCACAGAUGGGCUCCACGCAUGUCAUUUUGGUUGAUGGGAAAAGUGAGCCGAAAGUCGAGAAACUGGUUCGGGGAAAUGAGGUGUCAAUCUUGUGGAUGAUUCCGCAGUGCAUCGUGAUCACGAUUGGAGAGGUUCUGCUCUCCGUCACCGGUUUGGAGUUCGCCUACUCGCAAGCCUCGCCAACGAUGAAGAGUAUGCUACAGGCUCUCUGGCAGUUGACGGUCUUCGCCGGGAAUCUCAUCGAUAUGGCUGUGUCUGGUUCUCAUAUUAUUUCCGAUCCCGCGUGGGAGUUCUUUCUUUACGCCGGAAUGAUGCUCGCCGUCAUGAUUCUUUUCAUUUUCUUAGCGAUUCGAUAUAAAUAUGUCGAAAAUGCGGACUUCGUGAGUGAAAAUGAUGAGAAAAGGGAACAGGACAGUCUCGAGUUCACCCUCUCCAACAAUGAGCCCGGGAAAUCGGCUCAACGG